Molecule: messenger RNA, 666 nt
Organism: Colletotrichum aenigma
Lineage: Eukaryota; Fungi; Ascomycota; Sordariomycetes; Glomerellales; Glomerellaceae
Exons: 1
Coding region: 1-666 (221 amino acids)
Source: RefSeq, a predicted model, not a curated record
AUGCCGUCGCCGCCGUCCGCAGUAGGAAGUGUCGUGUUCGCUACUGAUGAUGUGGUUGAUGUUGCCGUUGCCAAGUUGUCAUUCAAAGAUGCAGACUCGACGUUAGAUGUUGAGGGCAAGAUUGGCACAGUACUCAACGUUGAAGGGACUAGGGCAGGCGUCAACAACGUUGACGAACUUGUUGCCGAGUCGCUGUUUUGGACAGAGGGCAAUAGUGCGCCUGGAGAUAUGGAAAGAGUCGAGCUCGGGGCAGCCGGGCUGAUGAAAGACGCCCCGAGAGCAUCGCUAUUAAGUAAACUUGAGUCAGGCGCCAAUGAUAUCGACAAACUUUCUGCAGGGCCACCGUUUUGGACAGAUGAUGCGCCUACAGAGAUCGAAAGGGUUUGCUCCAUGCCUGUCGGACUGAUGAAUGACGCUCCAAGUGUAUCAGUGUUCAGCAAGCUUGAAGCAGGCUCCGACGAUGUAAACGAACUGGUUGCAAAGCCGCUGUUUGGAGCCGAGGGUGAUGAUGCGACUGCAGAUUCCGAAGCAAUUGAGCUCGGGGUUAUAGGACUAAUGAAAGAAGCGUCGAGAGCAUCGCUGUUCGGUAAACUUGAAGCAGAUGCGGCGUCUGUGCUUGCAGUGGCCGAGAUACCACUAAUGCUUGACGAGCCAGGCGUGCUCUGA